AUGUCCGCUUUGGCUCAAGAAUGUGAUCUAGGAAUUCUUUCUUACCACACCUUACCACCUACCCAUAUUUUCCCAGCAUUUCUCGAGCGUAAAGCUUCAUCAUUCAGGAAGCAUACGAAUGGACAGAGCUUGUUACAGGCAGUAAGUCCCGGAGUCCAUGCAAGACCUUUGCUCGUGCUUGUCAACCCAAAGAGCGGUGGAAAGCAGGGAAUCAGGAUUCUCCAGAAAUUUGCCUACAUUUUGAAUCCCAGACAGGUCUAUGAUCUCUCGAAGACCGGACCAGAACCUGGGUAA
Cylicostephanus goldi is the source of this 294-nucleotide messenger RNA. The record is from the annotation of a GenBank genome assembly. NCBI's taxonomy places the organism in Eukaryota, Metazoa, Nematoda, Chromadorea, Rhabditida, Strongylidae.